Messenger RNA from Phasianus colchicus (ring-necked pheasant), 7819 nucleotides. RefSeq names its product signal transducer and activator of transcription 3 (gene STAT3). The record is from RefSeq and is a predicted model, not a curated record. Gene Ontology annotation, molecular function: DNA binding; DNA-binding transcription factor activity. NCBI's taxonomy places the organism in Eukaryota, Metazoa, Chordata, Aves, Galliformes, Phasianidae. Gene Ontology annotation, biological process: signal transduction; regulation of DNA-templated transcription.
GCGCUGUCCUGCCGGGGCCUUUUCCCUGGACGCGGCUUUGGUUUGGUGCUUGACCCCGCGGCCGUGGGGCAGAGCUGUGCGGUCCUGAUGUGUGGGAGUGCGGCGCUGCUGUGCCAUGCGCUGCCUGCCAGAGGGCACGCAGCUGUGCGACAAGGGCUCAGGCCCUGGAAGAGCCCUUCUGUGUCCACGGGGCACGGCUGCUGCUCGGGGUUCCACAUCGGAGCGGCUGGCUGAGAGCUUUCUAUGCCCGGUCGCUGUUGCAGGCAGUCUCUAUAGGAGGCUGUUCUGCUUCCCAGCAAUAUGCCAGAGCUGCUGGUGCCGUGCUGGCAGACGGCUGGCGUUUGCACCGGGCAUUGCCUGCCUCAGCCGUGGCUGUGAGCGUGCAGUGGAUGCUGUGUGUUGGGUGGAGCCAGAAGGUCCCAAGCCACCCAGGGGCUGCUGGCUGCAAUGUGAUUUGCCUGUGCUGUGGUUGUGAGGCUGCCCAGAGGCUGCCCAACGUGAUCACCUUUCUUUCCUUCCUCGCAUCUCUCCUUUACCUCUUCAUUUCUCUAUCUCCAGGGCUGUCUUCGAAUGCACUCCAGAGGAGCAGAGCCAAGUUCUCUAAAUAGCCACCUCACAAUUCUUGUCUCUGUCCAGCACAACUGGCUGCUUUCUGGUGGAACAGUUUUUCAUCAUUCUGCUGCUGGCUGUGUGGGCCAGGGGGGGCACUGAGCAGUGCCUCUGCCCUGGGUGUUGGAGCUGCUGCUUUGUCCUUUGAGAGCUGGAGCACAGGUGGGCAGGUCCCAGGGGCAGGAAUGUGCUGGGGGAUUGCUGUUAUCACAGCAGUGCUGCACUGUGGGCACCUGAGCUCCGUGCAGGUGGGGAUGCAGUGUUCUCAGGGGUCUCUCCAGUGUUUCCCCUCUGCUCGCUCUUCCUUGGAAAAUCGCUGCUGUUGGUGAAGCCCCUUGAAGUUGUGGCACAGGGAGAUGCACUCAGGUACAACCAUACAUACAAGGGCCAUCGUGGGGCUGUUCCCCUCAACAGCAGCGCAGCUCAGUGCAGCUGUUGGAGUGUGUGGAGCUGCGGUGACGCUGCCCGGCUCAGGCUGUCGUGCUCUGCCCUUGCAGGGAAGCUAAAGAAAGAUGAACUUUAACUCCAGGGCUACUUUUAGCUGCUCUUCUCUGAGCUCUGUACAGCUUGUUUACCUCAGCGCUUGCGUCAUGCUGUGCUCAGCCCUGGUCACGUCAGCUGCUCUUUGGCUCUGCUCCAGCAGUGAGAGAAGAGGCAAACCACAGAGGCAGCAAACCCGUCAGAAUUGGAAGGGUUCAGCCCUCAGACUUUUUAAACCUGCCCCAGGGAGCUUCCCCGCAGCAGGAUGGGCUGCAGAGGGAUCUGUGUGGGAUUUGGGGCUGACAGUGUGGAAGCUUUCAUAAUGCAGGUGACUCUGUGAUCAGGGGGGUCACAGGGCCCCUUUUCCUCAAGGCAGAGCACUGGGAGGGGCGCCAGUAGUGCUGCGCUCAGGGAGGAAAAUCCUCUUCUCCUUCUGGCUACUUCCCGACUCCUUGCUGCUCCCAGACAUUCCCUGCCUUUCCACAUCCUCCUGUGACGCUGAUGGGUUGGCAGCCUCCAUCAGCCGCUCAGCAGAGCCGUCCCACGUGGUGAGAGCCCACGUCGCAGCAGGUUGUCUGGGUGCUGUUCACAGCCCUCUUCCCGUGAUGGUGUGGGGGGAGUUUGUCAGGUCAGGUACCUGUUGAGCUGAAGGCUGUAAAAACCCAAUGUGAUGUUUUGCAUGUGUGCUGACAUCCCUGGAGAAAAGGGCUGAAAGGGACCUCGUGGACUGGCAAGCAGUGAGCACAGCUCACAGCAGUGACCGUCCCCAAGGCUGCUGCUUCGCUCCCACGCAGUGCUGAAUCCUCUGUGGUGCCUCUUACUGUACUCGUGCCUGUGUUCUGCAGCCACUUCCUUCACUGCUUUGUGUGCCUGAGCUGUGAGGAGAUGCCUGCAGUGGGAUGAGGCUGAGCAGCUCAUGUUUCGCUUUGUGCAAGUUCUGUUUUACAGGGAUGAGUGUGGCUGAGCACUCUGCAGGGCAGCUGCUCCCUGGGCUGCACACAGGAAGGUGUGUCUGCCUCCUGUCCCGGUGGGGGCUCAGAUUUUACCGCUGGUGCUGUGCAGGUUUGGGUUCCAACACAGCCCAGCAAGACCCAGAGCAGAGCUUUGCUCAUGGAAGAUCUGCUUGGAUCGGGGAAGCGCAGGGCGGGAGCUGCGGAUGUCGGUGGUUUGUGGAUUCUCAGCUCUUGGCCGUGCAUUUGUUGCUUCAUUUCCCCCUCAGAGGCAGCACCUCACGCUUCACACCGUGCUGGCAGCCUCUAUAGCACCCAGCUAAAAGCAGUGAGUGCCUGUGAGAGCCCCCCGUGCUGCUGCAGCCGGACAGGCAGCCGGUGAGGGGCUGAGCCCACUGCAGGGCAGAGACCUUCGUGCUGUGCCUGGUGAGCAGCAAAGGGCCCAGCCUGUCGUGGUGCUAAAAGGAGAAGUCCUGGGGUCAAACAGAGCCUGGUCUUCCCUCGAGUCUGAUGGAGCGUCUGCCCCUUUACAGGCUCCUGUUUCUCCUCCUCCCUUUCACCUAUUGCUCUGUUAAAGCCAGGCUUUGUUCACGUGGUCUUCUCUAGAGAUUGCACCAGAGGCUGUGGUUCAAGGUUAAUGUCCUGUGGAUGCUGCUGCUGCCAUCUGGGCUGCGCAAUGCCGUGAGGCUCUAAAAAGCAGCUGAACUCCUUGUCAGGUGCCAAUGUCUGCCGGCUCUCCACAUCUCAUGGCGGGGCUGAUUCCCCUUUUUCUCCUCUAAGAAAAACAAUCCACAAACAUAGAGGAAGGGUCCCGUACAACAAACGCCAGGAAAGCACAACGUUCACUCAGUGGAAAUGUCGGACGGCAGAAGUCAGGGAGAGCUGCUGACUGAGCCGGUCUGUGCUGUGCGGCCGCUCUGGGGGCAGCUGUGGCACAGGGCUGUGGGUGGGCAGCAGCAGUCGAGGCCCCGGUGUCCCUUGCUGUGUGCUUUGAUUCCCUGUUCCCAACCCAUCCUGGAGCCCACGGGCUCUGCUCUGCUUUGCAGAAGGGGACUGAGCGCAGCGGAAUCAAGCAGCGGCUGCCUCCCGCCCGACCCCUGGCAGCUCAGGGUGGGCGCUGCUCCCAGCCCCACUGCCCCCAUCUUCCUCUGGGACAGCUCUGCUGUCAGCCACGUGCCAGCCCUGCACGGCCCUGCUGACGUGUCACUUGUUGUGGUUGUCUGCAAAAAUCAAACCACUUUCUGGGGGAAGUGAGCCCAUGCUGAGGCUCAGUGGUUCUCUGUGCCUGUGCUUCCUGCACAGCUUGCUGUCCCCUCAUUAGGCUGAGUUUGAUUUCUAUUGAUGCCGCUCACUUGAAAAUUGCUCCUUCCUCGUUUCUGUUGCUUCCUGGCAGUCUCCGCCUUCCGCACUUACUGUAAGCUCUGCAGCUCCUUCCCUGCCCUUGGGAGCAGGCGCAGGGCUGACUGCAGGGCGUGCGGAAGGGACUGGCAGCAGAUCAAAGCCCCGGCCUUGUUGCUGUGACCUGCGUGCCCAAGCCUCUUCCUCUUCCCCCUGGCACGAAGGGUUCCGGAGCCGGCCAGGAUGGCGCAGUGGAACCAACUGCAGCAGCUCGACACGCGGUACCUGGAGCAGCUCCACCAGCUUUACAGCGACAGCUUCCCCAUGGAGCUGCGGCAGUUUCUGGCCCCGUGGAUUGAGAGCCAGGACUGGGCAUACGCUGCUAACAAGGAGUCCCACGCCACGCUGGUGUUCCACAACCUGCUGGGGGAGAUCGACCAGCAGUACAGCCGCUUCCUGCAGGAGUCCAACGUCUUGUACCAGCACAACCUGCGGCGCAUCAAGCAGUUCCUGCAGAGCAGAUAUUUGGAGAAGCCGAUGGAAAUAGCCCGCAUCGUGGCCCGCUGCCUGUGGGAAGAGUCACGGCUCCUCCAGACAGCUGCAACCGCAGCCCAGCAAGGGGGACAGGCGACACAUCCAACAGCAGCUGUAGUGACAGAAAAGCAGCAGAUGCUGGAGCAGCAUCUGCAGGAUGUAAGGAAGAGAGUGCAGGAUCUGGAGCAGAAGAUGAAAGUGGUGGAGAAUCUCCAGGAUGACUUUGAUUUUAACUACAAGACUUUGAAAAGCCAAGGAGACAUGCAGGAUCUGAAUGGAAACAAUCAGUCAGUGACGCGUCAGAAAAUGCAGCAGCUGGAACAGAUGCUCACAGCACUGGACCAGAUGCGAAGGGGUAUCGUGAGUGAGCUGGCAGGGCUGCUGUCAGCCAUGGAGUAUGUGCAGAAGAUGCUGGCAGAUGAGGAGCUGGCAGACUGGAAGAGACGGCAACAAAUUGCCUGCAUUGGUGGCCCACCAAAUAUCUGCUUAGACCGGCUUGAGAACUGGAUAACCUCUCUUGCUGAAUCACAGCUACAGACCCGGCAGCAGAUCAAGAAACUGGAAGAGCUGCAGCAGAAGGUGUCCUACAAGGGUGACCCAAUUGUCCAACACCGGCCAAUGCUGGAGGAGCGGAUCGUGGAGCUGUUCAGGAACCUGAUGAAAAGUGCUUUUGUGGUGGAGAGGCAGCCCUGCAUGCCCAUGCAUCCUGACCGGCCUCUGGUCAUCAAAACCGGUGUGCAGUUCACCACCAAAGUCAGAUUGUUGGUGAAGUUCCCGGAGCUGAACUAUCAGCUGAAAAUCAAAGUCUGCAUUGACAAGGACUCUGGUGAUGUUGCAGCACUUCGGGGGUCCCGGAAGUUUAACAUCCUGGGGACAAACACCAAGGUCAUGAACAUGGAGGAGUCGAAUAACGGCAGCCUUUCAGCAGAGUUCAAGCACCUGACGCUGCGGGAACAGCGGUGUGGUAAUGGAGGCAGAGCCAACUGCGAUGCCUCACUGAUUGUGACUGAGGAGCUGCAUCUCAUCACCUUUGAGACUGAGGUGUACCACCAGGGGCUGAAGAUCGAUCUGGAGACCCACUCACUGCCAGUGGUUGUCAUCUCAAACAUCUGCCAGAUGCCUAAUGCCUGGGCAUCCAUCCUGUGGUACAACAUGCUGACCAACAACCCCAAGAACGUGAACUUCUUCACCAAGCCACCCAUUGGGACGUGGGACCAGGUGGCAGAGGUGCUGAGCUGGCAGUUCUCCUCUACCACAAAGCGUGGUCUCAGCAUUGAGCAGCUGACAACCCUGGCAGAAAAACUUCUAGGGCCAGGUGUGAACUAUUCUGGCUGUCAGAUCACCUGGGCCAAGUUCUGCAAGGAGAACAUGGCUGGCAAAGGCUUCUCCUUCUGGGUCUGGCUGGACAACAUAAUUGACUUGGUGAAGAAAUAUAUCCUGGCGCUGUGGAAUGAAGGGUACAUCAUGGGGUUCAUCAGCAAGGAGCGGGAGCGAGCCAUCCUGAGCACCAAGCCUCCAGGAACCUUCCUGCUGCGCUUCAGCGAGAGCAGCAAGGAGGGUGGCAUCACCUUCACGUGGGUGGAGAAGGACAUCAGUGGAAAGACUCAGAUCCAGUCUGUGGAACCUUACACCAAACAGCAGCUGAACAGCAUGUCAUUUGCGGAAAUCAUCAUGGGCUACAAAAUCAUGGAUGCCACCAACAUUCUGGUGUCUCCCCUGGUGUAUCUGUACCCGGACAUCCCGAAAGAGGAGGCAUUUGGGAAGUACUGCCGCUCUGAGAGCCAGGAACACUCAGAAGCUACUGACUCAGGUAGUGCUGCUCCAUACCUGAAGACAAAGUUCAUCUGUGUCACCCCCACCUCCUUCAGCAAUACCAUUGACCUGCCCAUGUCCCCACGCACUCUGGACUCGCUCAUGCAGUUUGGCAACAGUAGCGAGGGAGCAGAGGCCAACGCAGGAGGGCAGUUUGAGUCUCUGACCUUCGACAUGGAGCUGACCCAGGAGUGUGCUUCUUCACCGAUGUGACGCGCUGUGCUGGCGCCUGCAGGACCUGCGUGGCUCCAAAUCAAUCUCAGUCACAUUUGCUCUGGGCCUUUUCUCGGGAGGAGCUGGGGGCUGUGAUCCUUGCCACUGAUUCCUUGUUUUACCCAAACAAACAGGCACCUCACUGCUGCGGUGCUGUUUGCCUCUCUGGUAGAAAGGGGUUGAACCUUCUUCUAUUUCCUUCCAUAACAGUUUUUUAUUAUUGUUUUGCUCAUUCAAGUGCCUAUUAGCCUCCGAUUGCAGCCUCACUUUUUACAAAUGCUUCUGCAGUCCCUAUUGUGCUGCCUGCUGUUGAAAGCUGCUUUCUUGACUGCCAGUGUCUGGAAGCCCACAGUCCCAUGAGCCUGGGUCUGAAAGGGCAUCAGCCAGACCCAGUCUCCUUCGGGUGAUCUGCUGUGCCGUGCAGCAGCUGCCCAGCAGCUCUCAGAACCUGCAGAGGGAUCUCAUCUCUGUUUUUCCUUCGCCCCACUUGUGGCCCAGAGGGCAGUGAAUGACACUGUGCUGCAGGGUGCAGGAGCCCAUGGGUGGUGUGGAGGGCUUUGCUGUGCUCUGCCAGGAGCAGGGAGAUGCAGUGCUUACUGCUGCCUUCCUGCUGUGGGCAGAGGCAGGGCCAGAUCCAGCAGCCCUGGGCACUGCUGCUUUCUCUGUGCUGCAGGGUCCUGGGGAAGGGCAGGGAAGCAUCCUAGCAGCAGUGUGUGCUUGUGAACACACAGCAUCUGCAUCUUCAGUCCUUUUUAGGACCAGGAGGCUGCUCCUGCCCCCAGCUGGCCCUUGGCCAGACUCAUGACAGGAGCACAACUGUUUUCCCUGUGCAGAGUGAGACCCUUCAGACAGGGGAGCAGGGGCUGCUGCUGUCCAAUAUGCCCUGCAGUGGGUGACCGGGCUCUCUGGUACAGCAUAUGAUGUCCCAGGUAGUGGGUUUGCAGCUUCUCAGGGGCUUUGUGUGGCACUUUGUUGGAGGUUGGCAAUCACUGUUAAGUUAGGAGGUGGCAAGGGUUGAAGAAAGGAUGGGCAAAGGGAGAGGAAUCUGCUGGGGGGCAGCAGCAGCAGCCAUGGGUGUGUUGGUGUGGCAGGCAGUGAGGCUGCUUGUGCUGGAGGUCAGGGAAGGUUGUUCUGUAUUUACCCAAGUGUAGGGAGCCCUCCUGUCCUUUCCAGGCAUGGGCUUUGGUUCCAUCCCUGAGCAAAGAUGUGAGGGAGCGGCAGUGUGAGAGUCGCGUGCUUCCCCAGAGCAGCAGGAUGCCCCAUGCAGUAAGGUGGGGGUAUGGAGCAGCAUGGGGCAGGGCUGUGGGACACAGCAGCCGUGGGUAAUACCAGCAGAGAAACUUCUGGGCACCAGCACAGGGCUGUGAUAGUGUUGGUGCUCUGGCUGCAGAUGCUCUGUUGUCUGUACCCGUAGCAAUGCUGUGGUGCAGGGGGGGACCCUGUCCAGCAUCUUCAGUGCGUGGUUCCAGUUUUUCUACCCAGAAAUGACACUGGGAUGCACAGGCAGCCCUCCUGCACUUGUGGACAGCAUUGCUCCAAGUCCAUCAGCUGUGCAGGAAGCUGGGGCAGUGCCAAAAACAGCACCCACCUGUGCCCCCUCACUGCGGGGAGGGGACUGCGGCCCCUGGGCAGCACCAGACACGGUGUGAGGGCAGGACAGAGAUCACGGGGCUGCCCAUGGGCACAGGGCAGUGGCCCUUUGCAGUUAGUAGGUGCUCAGAGGGAAUAAAGCCUGUUGCUCGUCCCUGUGCUGGCGUGUCGCUGCCAUCAACGGAGCCCCUGGCCCACAUUCAAAACUGUAAAAAAUUUUUAUUUUUUUGUAUAUUUUAUUGCUGUAUCUACAGGCUUCGACUUUCUCCAAAAUAAAGGCUCUGAAGCAGCCC